This is a messenger RNA of Sus scrofa (pig), 861 nucleotides long. It is a transcript of the gene CAPZA2, whose product is annotated as capping actin protein of muscle Z-line subunit alpha 2. Gene Ontology annotation, biological process: actin cytoskeleton organization; barbed-end actin filament capping. The record is from RefSeq and is marked provisional. Lineage: Eukaryota; Metazoa; Chordata; Mammalia; Artiodactyla; Suidae. Gene Ontology annotation, cellular component: cortical cytoskeleton; F-actin capping protein complex. Gene Ontology annotation, molecular function: actin filament binding.
AUGGCGGAUUUGGAAGAGCAGUUGUCUGAUGAGGAGAAGGUACGUAUAGCAGCGAAAUUCAUCAUUCAUGCCCCUCCUGGAGAAUUUAAUGAGGUGUUUAAUGAUGUUCGGUUACUGCUUAAUAAUGAUAAUCUUCUCAGGGAAGGAGCAGCCCAUGCAUUUGCACAGUAUAACCUGGACCAGUUUACUCCAGUAAAAAUUGAAGGUUAUGAAGAUCAGGUAUUGAUAACAGAACAUGGUGACUUGGGAAAUGGAAAGUUUUUGGAUCCAAAAAACAGAAUCUGUUUCAAAUUUGAUCACUUAAGAAAGGAAGCAACUGAUCCAAGACCCUAUGAAGCAGAAAAUGCAGUUGAAUCAUGGAGAACUUCAGUAGAAACUGCUCUGCGAGCUUAUGUAAAAGAACAUUAUCCGAAUGGAGUCUGCACUGUAUAUGGUAAAAAAAUAGAUGGGCAGCAAACCAUUAUUGCAUGCAUAGAAAGCCAUCAGUUUCAAGCAAAAAACUUUUGGAAUGGUCGUUGGAGGUCAGAGUGGAAGUUUACAAUCACUCCUUCAACCACUCAGGUGGUUGGCAUCUUGAAAAUUCAGGUUCAUUAUUAUGAAGAUGGUAAUGUUCAGCUAGUGAGUCAUAAAGAUAUACAAGAUUCCCUAACAGUGUCUAAUGAGGUGCAAACAGCAAAAGAAUUUAUAAAGAUUGUAGAGGCUGCAGAAAAUGAAUAUCAGACUGCCAUCAGUGAGAAUUAUCAGACAAUGUCGGACACUACUUUCAAAGCCUUACGUCGACAGUUGCCAGUUACACGCACUAAGAUUGAUUGGAACAAGAUCCUUAGCUACAAGAUUGGCAAAGAGAUGCAGAAUGCAUAA